Messenger RNA from Vanessa tameamea, 1797 nucleotides. Its product is annotated as RNA-binding protein 45-like. Gene Ontology annotation, molecular function: RNA binding. Bases 165 to 1694 code for a protein of 509 amino acids. Lineage: Eukaryota; Metazoa; Arthropoda; Insecta; Lepidoptera; Nymphalidae. The transcript is spliced from 3 exons. The record is from RefSeq and is a predicted model, not a curated record.
ACAAUGUAUAUAAUCAAUACAUAAAUUUGAAAAACUAUACUAGGAAUUGAUUUUUAUUGAAACUCUUAAUUAGUUUAAAUAUAUAAUAAUAGAAUUCACAUUUCGUGAUUAAUACUUUAUUUAUAACGACUGUUUUAGUCUUUGAAUUUAUUUAUUUAUUUGCAAUGGAACAUCGUAGCAAAUAUUCACGUAACGAUGAAAAAGAUAGUGAGGAUUCUCCGAUAUAUUCAAGAUUGUUUAUAGUAUGCGAUCGGAGUUUAAAAGAAGAACAAUUCAGAACUGCGUUUUCACAGUUUGGUUGUAUCGAAGAUAUACGAAUACCUCGUCACCAUAAAACAGGCGAACCUAAAGGAAUUGUUUUUAUAAAGUUUUCAAAGACCUCUGAAGCAGCCAAAGCUCUUGAGUCUAUGAAUAUUAAAUUUAUUUCAAAUUCUACCCGAACACUUAAAGUUAUGGUUGCAGCUAAUCGCUCAGAAAUACAAUCUGAAGAUUAUAAUUAUGAAAAAUACAGACGUCUAUUUAUACAUAUUCCUAAGGAUAUGACCGAAGACAUAUUAGAAGAAAAUUUUAAAAAAUUUGGCUUUGUUGAAGAUGUUCUCAUCCAAAGAGACCGUGAAACGGGAACAUCUAAAGGGUUUGCCUACAUUACAUACCAAAAAUUUUCUGAAGCAGCUAUUGCAUUUGAGGAAUGUGACAGAAAAUACAGAGCAAUAUUCGCUCAACCAAAAGGGUAUAAACGUAAUGAAACAAGCUACGAAACAAACAUAAAAGGUCUAGCCAAUUCAACAACAGCAGGUAAUCAAAGGCAUUCACUGAUGUCAAUGAUGAAUGUAAAUCCAAAAGGUUUUACCCGAGUAAACUUUACUUGCAGUCCUUAUUUAACUCAAAUGCAAGUUGACACAUUAUUUGAUAUAAUACCCGGUAUGGCAAAUUGCACCUAUUUUAUUGAUUUAUUAAAAAAUAUUGGUAAAGGUUCCGUUCUAUAUUCAAACCCAAUUUCGGCCACUUAUGCAGUUAAAAAAUUAAAUGGGUUUGAAUAUCCUCCAGGUCAAUCAAUAUUUGUUGAGCCAGCAAAUCCUAAUUUAGCCCCUUAUGAGUGUGAUUUCCCUAAUAUACCAAGUGCAGUCAAUAAUUUAAUUCAAUUCUUAGAGAAGCCUGGGACCCGGAAUCGGGAUCCAGGGAUCAACCAUGUUUCAGAGAUGGCAAUAAUGACAGCGAAAAAAAACGUCAAUAAUUUAAGAAAUUUAAUCUCAUUAACUGCCAAAUCAUCUUCCCCUGAUCUUGCACAGUUGGCAGAAGCUAUUGCAGAAGCCUCAAAAUUAAUUAAAGUAGCUACUUCUGGUGCAUCAGGUAUAAGCAAUCCUGAUACCAAGGACCUUAAUUACUGCAGUGUCAGAUUACCCGCUCCACAACCUCUUGCACACAUUGAUAGCCCAGUAGCUAAAAGAUGUUUUUUGGUCUGCAAACCCCAGCCUCCACCUUUGACUGUACUAAGAGACAUUUUCUGUAGAUUUGGAAAUCUUAUAAACGUAUAUACCUUACCCAAUAAAACGGUAGGAUAUGCACGGUACACAGUAAGAGAAUCGGCAGAUGAGGCGAUAAGGAUAUUGCAUGGAGCUGAGGUAUGUGGGGUACGGAUAAAAGUUAUAGAAGCAGAAGCAGAAGCUCCUGCUAAAAAAAUUAGAUUGAAUUGACUUACCAAGGACAGACAGAACAUUAUUAUAAGACUAAAAUAAAUAUUUACUGACUUAUUUAUAUAUAUAAUGUAGACCAGACUGAAAUAAAAUUUUAACCUGG